This is a messenger RNA of Leptopilina boulardi, 3002 nucleotides long. RefSeq lists its product as uncharacterized. The transcript is spliced from 4 exons. NCBI's taxonomy places the organism in Eukaryota, Metazoa, Arthropoda, Insecta, Hymenoptera, Figitidae. Bases 106 to 2493 code for a protein of 795 amino acids. The record is from RefSeq and is a predicted model, not a curated record.
UUUUAUGAGAAAGUAAUGUGUGUAUCGAUUAUUCAUUUUAUUUAAACGUGAAAUUGUUAUUUUUUUUUAUAUCAAACAUCUGCCAAUGAUUGGCUAUCAUUUAUUAUGGAUUUCUGCAAGAAAUAUUUGAUAAUAGUAGCGGGAAUUUCGACUGUAAUGGCCGAUAUCGAUCACGAAUUACACAAGAUUAUAAAUCUGAAUGAUGCCAAACAUCCUCCACUAAAACCCUGGUUCCUCGAUGAUUUUCCCUCAUAUUUACCCGAAGCAUCAGAAACAAUAGCACACUAUGCCUACACCUAUCCCUAUGACAAUUUGGAACACGGUUCCAGUUACAUCCCAACCUACAGCGACUAUUUACCAUCAUCAUCAUCAUCAUCAGAUUCCUUUUUCUCAAACACAAAAAAAAUCCCCACGGAGGAUAAAAAUUACAAAAAAACCAUUUCCUCCCACUUAACUGACAAGGAUACAAAAUUCCUUAAAUCCGAACCCAAUUGUCAGGAAAUUAAGACCAAGGAAACAAAAAUUGAUGGACAAUUAAAACCAACGUCAAUGACAUGCUACAAUUGUAAGGAUCCCAAGAGAGGAUCAACCUACGAGUACUGUUCCUAUUCUUCUCAACCCGAUAAGUCGUCAUCGGAUAAAAUUUUCGAAUCUAUUCCCCCAAGAUUUCGGAGAUCAGACAAUUAUCAAGCUGGUAGUGUGUCAAUGGCUUAUGUUCCUACGCAGCAGAGGGAUGAGAAAUCAAAAACACCGUACAAAUUCAGUGAGGAAUACUAUUUGCCUGAUGCAUCAAGAAAAUUUUCCAUCGAUCACAAAGCAGGCGAAUCGUGUCAGAAGGUCUACAAGAAUUCAAUGGUAUGCUCGGUGUGUAGGAAUCCAAAAACAGGCGGCAAGUCUGAGCAAUGUUCACAAAUUGCGGAUCCUAAUGAGAAAAGUUAUUCCUUUUCAACUUCCCAUUCAAUUGGUAAACCGAAGAAUAGUAAGAAAUCUCAUAGCAAAAAGCCAGCGCCAAUUCACGAGAAUACUGAAUCCGGUGAGCAAGAAGCUGAUGUUUUGGAUGAGCAGCCCACACAAAAUGUGAAAAAUGCCGCUGGAUCUUCAGAUUGUAGACAGGUACGAAAGGACUCGGAAAUCUGUACAGUCUGCAAAGAUCCGAAAACAGGUGGCAAUUCCCAAAGAUGCACCUACAAUUAUGAACCUGAUGAGAAAAUCUACAAAUUCACCAGGUCCAAGUCAUUUGGUUAUCCAGAAUCAUCAAAACAGCAGAAAGUUAAUGACAAAGAUGACAAAGAAGUAUCAGGUUCAGAUCCAGAAGAAUUUACCACCUAUUCAGACGAUAAUUCCCAAGAUGAAGAGGACUACAGUGGUUACGAAAAUCCAGACGCCUAUUCGGGUUACGAAAGUCUCGAAUCUCCAUCGUCUGACGAGAGUAGCAGCAGUAGCAGCAAGGAAAAUCAAAAUUACGACUACAAUCCCGAUCACGUUGACUAUAUACGUUCUGAAUCGGAGAAAAUUUUGAAAAACGCAGAUUCGGAGAAUUGUCGAAAAGUCGAAAAAGACUCAAUGGUGUGCUCAAUCUGCAAAGAUCCAAAAACAGGCGAAGACUCCGAAUCGUGUUCCUAUUCUUAUGAACCAGACGACAAGAAAUUUGCCUAUUCAAAAUCGAAAUCUUUUGGAAGCCCCACGGAAAAUUCGGAUGAAUACAGUGGAGAAGAUGCCUAUUCCGAUGAAAAUUCCCGAGAAGCUUAUGCUACUGAGAUAAAACCAACCGUCUCCUAUCCGAAUCGAAAAAUCCAACUCACUGCCGAUUCAAAUACACGCGGAACAGUUUUUCUAGGCGAAGCUGAUCAGCCCGAACACGCCAAAGUUGAUCUUGGACUUUUAGGAGCUUCACAAAAACAAGCAAAAUUGGAGCAAUUGUUAAAGGACGAUCGAACCGCAAAUAGAACGAGAUGCAAGAAAACUAUGAAAAACGAAAUGACAUGCUAUCAAUGUAUCACUGACAAUGGACUCCGUCAGGAGGAGUGUAUGUAUAUAAAAAAUCCCGAGACAAAAAUUCUUGACAAUCCUCUCACAAGCAAGGACUUAAAAUUGGACAAACAACCUAUUGCUGCACCUUCUGAUGAUAUUUCGAAAAUAAAAAAGAAAAGGAGACUAGUGGUUAAAAAUGAAAAUACAACCAAUAUUCCAUUAGAACCAGCAGCACAACCAAGUAGACGUUCCUAUCGAUUAAAAAGACAAUCAAGAAGAAAAUCUAAUGAUAAUCAAAGUUACGAAAAGAAUGAAAACAGCGAAGAAGAGAAUUAUCAUGAUGGUUACAAUAAACAAAAAAAGAAUGAACACAAUUAUGAAACUGAUCCUUACGAGUAUGUUGCCGAGACUCAGUAUAAAUAUGAUACUGAUCUUGGACUUAAAAUUCCAUCACAUACUUUAGAAGUCUCCGAUUAUGAGAAGGAAUUCGAUGAAAUUUUCUAUGGAAAUCGGGAUAAUUGAUAAAAAAAAAAAAUUAAAUCCGAACAAAAAAAGCAUUUACAUCUUUGUUGAAAGAAAACAAAUUUACCAAUCAAAACAAUUUGAUUGUCCACAAUAAUCUGAAUAGGACUAGAACCAAAUUGUUUUGGUCGAUGAAUUUUUUUUCUGCCAACACAAGUCUAAAUACUCCCAAAGAAAAGAAAACUUUUUCCAACUGAGUUUCUUGUCUAGUAUCACGUUAGUCAUAGGUCGGUAAAACAGAGUGGAUUUUAGGCGCGAAAUUUAAAUUUCGUUUCUAUGAUCAAAACCUAAUAAACUAAUAAAUUUUAUAGACAACAAAUUUCUUUUACCCCUUAAAAUAAGAUUUAAAAAUUCGCUAUAUUAAAUAUACGGAAAUUCAAAUUUAAUAUUAUUUAAUUCAAUUUCGACUGAUUUUUCUUUUCCGGAAUAUUGGAAAGAAUUCCCUGUUGUUAUUUAGUGUGUAAUAAAAACUUAUAUUUAUUGUUAAAUAAAUAGAAUUUCCCACGGAA